Messenger RNA from Lactuca sativa (garden lettuce), 1096 nucleotides. RefSeq names its product E3 ubiquitin-protein ligase AIRP2. NCBI's taxonomy places the organism in Eukaryota, Viridiplantae, Streptophyta, Magnoliopsida, Asterales, Asteraceae. The record is from RefSeq and is a predicted model, not a curated record. Gene Ontology annotation, biological process: protein ubiquitination. Gene Ontology annotation, molecular function: ubiquitin protein ligase activity.
AUCCUUUCAAGAAAACUUCAAAGGCCUACGUGUUACACUACCCUCAACUCCACGUUGCAUCUUGACAGUGACACAGUUCUUCCAUGCUUUCGUGAACAAGAUAGAGACAGACAAACCCCAUCACCACAGUCUCAUUCAAGUCUGUUUCUAGAUAGAGGAAAUUAAUACAAUUCUAGGGUUUAUGUAAAAUUAGAUAGAGGGAGCAAUAGAUGUAUGUAGGAGGAUCAAUGAGAAAAUCCUUCAAGGAUUCUCUCAAAGUUCUUGAAGCAGAUAUUCAACAUGCUAAUACUCUAGCUUCGGAUUUACAAAGGGAGUACGAUGGGGCAAAUGUACAGAUGCGAAUGUCUUAUAGCGCAUCAGCACAGUUUUUGCUUUUCUUUGUUCAAUGGUCAGAUUGCCACCUUGCAGGUGCUCUAGGGUUGUUAAGAAUCUUGAUUUACAAGGUUUACGUUGAUGGCUCCACAUCCAUGUCUACACAUGAAAGAAAGGCGAGUAUUAGAGAAUUCUAUGGUAUUAUAUAUCCAUCUUUAAUGCAACUUCAAAGUGGAGUCAUGAGUUCAGAAGAUAGAAAGCAGAAAAGGACAUGUGUGGAACGAUAUUCUAAACGAGAAGACAACAAUGAAAGUCGAAAUUGUUCAGAUAUUGAUAUUGAAUCAGAAGAAGAAUGUGGUAUUUGCAUGGAAACAAAAGACAAACUUGUUUUACCAAAAUGUAGCCAUGAAAUGUGCUGCGGUUGCUAUGAUGACUGGCGAAGAAGAUCAAUGUCUUGCCCGUUUUGUCGAGUAAGCCUAAAAAGAAUAGACUCGGGCGAGCUGUGGGUGUAUGUGGACAAGAAAGAGGCAAUCGACAUGGCCACAUUAACAAGGGAAAAUCUUAAAAGGUUCUUCAUAUACAUUGACAAGCUCCAACUCGUUCAGCCUGACUCAAGCUCUGACUCUUAUGAUUCUCAUGUGAAGUAGACAAACGGAAAAAAGACACAUGGUUUAUUUCUACAUUUGUAUAAAAGUAGGUUUAUGACAACCACCAAAUCCUUUGUUUUUUGGGGAUUUUGAAUGUCUUGUAUGUCGUUCAUAAAGGUAUUCAUCAACUUGUGAUC